AUGUCGGUCGUCACUGAGAUGAUCGCUUCUCACCGCAACACGAAGGCAGCGGCUGAAGGUCUGUCUUCUACCAAGCUUGCAGGGAAGGCACAAGAUGGAAACACGGGCGCUGUACUCCUCAAGAAAGGCACCCUUCGGCGUCUAAACAAAGCAAGUCUUUUGGAGCACCAUCCCGUGAAAAUGAUCUUGACGGAUAUGGACGGCACGUUUCUGGACUCACAUCAUGCUGCGUCGAAGCCCAAUGUAGAGGCUUUUGCUAGUCUCAAGUGUCGCGGUAUUGUUGGCGUGAUUGCAACAGGUCGGCCUCGCCAAAGUGUCAUCAGCGGCGUUGGCCUACCAACAUUUCAAUGCAUGAUGAACCACGCGGCUGGACCGGGCAUCUUCAUGAACGGCAGUGUGGUCUAUGGUCCAGAAGGCGAAAUCAUCUUUGAACGGCACAUUGAGACAGAGGCGCAGCGGAAGGUCUUGCGCACCUUGGAGGGACUCGGCUGGCGAAACAGGGUCUGUGGCUACAAUUCUCACGGAAUAUACUGUGAGGAGAAGAACGACGUCAACUGGCGUCUGCAUCUCGAGUAUGGAGAGCCCGAGCCUGUGCUUGUUCCAGAGGGACGGCUUGACGAGAUGAAGUUCAGCAAGCUCAUCAUAAACGGAACGGAUAACGAAAUAGACGUCCUGCGGCCAAGUCUCGAAUGCAAGCUGCCGGCAGGUGCUAAAUGUGUGCGGCCGUUGACUUGGAACUUGGAGGUCAUCCCGACCGGAAUUUCCAAGGCAACAGGAAUGAAAGUCCUGCUGGAUCACUACGGCUUCUCGAGCAGUAACGUCCUCACUAUGGGGGACAGCGAAAACGACAUUGAGAUGUUCCGCGCAUCCGGAAUUUCAGUUGCAGUCAAGAAUGCUUCAGACAUUGCUAAACAAGCCGCCGGGUACGAGACCGUUUCCAACGAUCAACAUGCAUUCGCAGAAGUUGUGGCCACAAUUUGUGAGAGCCGUCAAGGCUGCCCUUUUCCGUUCUAA
Molecule: messenger RNA, 1014 nt
Organism: Neospora caninum
Lineage: Eukaryota; Apicomplexa; Conoidasida; Eucoccidiorida; Sarcocystidae
Exons: 1
Coding region: 1-1014 (337 amino acids)
Cellular component (GO): cytosol
Molecular function (GO): magnesium ion binding; phosphatase activity
Source: RefSeq, a predicted model, not a curated record